This is a messenger RNA of Ceutorhynchus assimilis (cabbage seed weevil), 1221 nucleotides long. NCBI's taxonomy places the organism in Eukaryota, Metazoa, Arthropoda, Insecta, Coleoptera, Curculionidae. The record is from the annotation of a GenBank genome assembly.
AAAAUAUCAAAACUUUUAAAAAAUGUCUGUUUUUAUCAAAAAAUCUUUAUUUUCUAAUAAACUAAUACGACGAUGUCUUUCAAUUUCUCAAUAUCUUUCUACCCAAGUGAAUGCCGAAGAGAAAGUGACACAUUUUGCUCAACAUUUUGGCUUUGAGCCAAUCAACGAAAGUGAAAAACAAGAAAAAGUUUUCAAAGUUUUCGAAGAUGUAGCCCAAGACUACGACAAAAUGAAUGAUACCUUAUCGUUGGGCGUUCACAGAUUAUGGAAAGACUAUUUUAUGUGGAAAUUGGACCCGGUUCAUAAUACGAAACUAUUAGAUGUAGCAGGAGGCACAGGUGAUAUCGCUUUUAGAUUUGUAAACUAUGUUAAUAAAACUAAUAUGAAAGACUGUCAUGUAACUGUGUCUGAUAUAAAUCCUCAUAUGUUGGAAGUAGGGAAACAGAGGUGUAAAUCGUUAAAUUAUAGUCCUGAUAUGAUAAGUUGGAAAGAAGCCAAUGCAGAAGAACUUCCCUUUGAAGACAACACAUUCAACGCCUACUCUAUUGCUUUUGGUAUUAGAAACGUGACACACAUUGAUAAAGCUCUAAGCGAAGCCUAUCGAGUGUUAAAACCUGGAGGUCGAUUUAUGUGUUUGGAAUUCAGCCAACUGGAAAAUUCUGCUGCUCAAUGGUUGUAUGAUCAAUACAGCUUUCAAUUAAUCCCAGUGUUGGGGCAUUUAAUUGCUGGCAAAUGGAAUGCUUAUCAGUAUUUAGUGGAGAGUAUAAGGCAAUUUCCUGAUCAAGAAACUUUCAAAAACAUGAUUGAAGAAGCUGGUUUUCGUGUGGUCGACUACGAAAACUUAACCAUGGGUAUGGUGGCAAUACAUUCAGGCUUCAAAUUGUAAAUAUUUAUUGUUGUUGUAGUUUGUAAUAUGGCGAAAAAAAAAAUAAUAAUAAUAAUAAAUAAUUUCUAUAAUCGAAUUAUUAGUUGCAAUUAUCCAAUAUAAAAUUAAAUAUAUUUUAAUGAUACAAUGAGCAAAUAAAAAUUGAAACCUAUAAUAUAAAAUAACCAAAAGCUUUAGAUCUAAAUAAACAAUUAUUUAUACUUAACAUUAAUAAAAACAUUUGUUUUGAAUAAUUUAAUUCUUUUUAUACUCUAUUCUUUCGACUUUGACGUCAUCUCCAACAAGUUGGUAUACAUACGUAACCACGGUGGUAUUUUGGAUAUCCAUUAAAACAA